Messenger RNA from Quercus robur (English oak), 627 nucleotides. RefSeq lists its product as uncharacterized. Lineage: Eukaryota; Viridiplantae; Streptophyta; Magnoliopsida; Fagales; Fagaceae. The transcript has a single exon. The coding region runs from base 1 to 627 and encodes 208 amino acids. The record is from RefSeq and is a predicted model, not a curated record.
AUGCCGCAGGUGGAGAACUAUGACGAAAACAAGGACCCUUUCAAUCACCUAGAGUAUUUCAAGACCCUGAUGCACCUCCAGGGGAUACCAGACGAGAUCAUGUGUAGGGCCUUCCCCAUCACGCUGAAGGGCCCCGCAAGGAUAUGGUUCAGCAGGCUGACACCCAACUCCAUUAGUUCCUUCAAGGAGCUAAGCACCCAAUUCGCAUUGCACUUCAUCGGGGGACACAGGUAUAAAAAGUCUACGGCAUGUCUGAUGAAUAUAAAGCAGCGAGAGGACAAGACGCUGAGGUCCUACAUAACUUGGUUCAACAAGGAGGCCCUCUCAAUUGAUGAAGCGAACGACAAAAUACUAGUGGCAGCAUUCAUUAAUGGGUUACGGAAGGGUAAAUUCUUAUUUUCUCUAUACAAGAACAACCUAAAGACCAUGUCGGAUGUGCUUUACAGGGCCACCAAAUAUAUGAACGUGGAAUACGCAUUGCUGGCCCGUGAGGAGAAGCCCAGAAAGAGGGGGCGACAAGAGGACACACAGCAGGAUAGGGGACGAAAAAUGGCUAGAACUGAAGAACGACGGGAUGAUAGACGCUCCAAACCCCCUACUGGGAGGUUCACAAGCUUCACCCCUUAA